Stylonychia lemnae is the source of this 1563-nucleotide messenger RNA. Lineage: Eukaryota; Ciliophora; Spirotrichea; Sporadotrichida; Oxytrichidae. The record is from the annotation of a GenBank genome assembly.
AUGAGAGCAUUUAACAACCAUCAAAAUUACAUUCUAAUCUCCUAAGUGAGACCCUAUUCAUUGAUGAAUAUGACUAGAUUACACUAAACUCAAGAAGCUAUCUCACGUUAUCAGGUUGAUAAAAAUGAGGUCACCAUUUAAUAAGAAGAAUUUAUUCUAAAGGAUGUAACUAUGGACAGCACUCAUUAUCAAAAUAGCUUUUUGAGGUAUUCAAAAGAGGGAUAUCAAUAUCAAAGCCUGAUUGAGACAGAGAAAUAAAGAGAUAAUCAUGAUGAAAUUAUUGAAUAGGAUAGACAGUUUGACAGCAUGCUAUAAACAAAAGAAAAUGAGAUUAUUUUCGAAAGUUUAAAGGCUAUUGAUAAGAAAAAGUUUUUGAUCAAUUUGUUGAACAGCACUAAUCUGAGCAAGCUAUCUGGUGAAAUCUUAAAGUUAUCAUGGUUCGCAAAAGGGCUUUAUCGUAAUCAGUCAAAUGAUCAGCUGAUAAAUUUUCUUAUCAGUCUUGAUUUCUUGAUAAAGGGACUUCUAACUCAUUGGUAAAUCAGACUUAGUGAAUCAGGAAAAGCCAGAGGAAAGUCUAGUGAAAUCAUGAAAGGGCUAGAUGUUAAGUUCCCAAUUCUAAUAGGAGAUCAAUACCACACUAUUGCAUAUUAUAUUACUUCGAGGCUAGGAAAUAUAGAGCUUACAAGAAUAAUCACCAUUAUAGAAGAAAAUUUUCAAAAAAUAAUCUUCAAUGUUGAGAAUCUGUCCAGCAACUUUGAAAAUAAUCUAAAGCAAAUUUACAAGCAUUUCUAUAACUAUCUACCAACUUUUUUUGGGCUAGGUUUCAAGGGUAUCGCUUUAAUCUACAAUCUUGGUCAAUAAGACAUUCAUAUGGCUUAAUCAGUAGGUCUAGAGCUAGGCUAUUUUUUCUAAUUCGGAGUGUUCAGUUAUAUAAUGUGUGGGAUCAUCAAUCAAUCAAACAAGGAGCGAAUAAAAGAGCAUCUGAAUAAAGUCAGUUCUAUUCUAUAAUAUAUAAGUUUUGAAACAGUUGAAGCAAUGUUGUACUAAAUGAAAUCUUUGAACUUAAAUAAAGUUAAGCAAGAAUUUGUGAUGCUAACAAUAUUCCAUGCAGAGUAGUUUAAUCAAAGAGUUGGUGAUUUAUCAAUAGACUAAGAAAUAAAGAAUAGUAUGAAUGGAUUAGUUGGAGAUUUUCUAAAAGAUUUACUGGAAAUAGCUGAAUUCGAUGUCAAAGAAGCAAAGAAUAAAGAAAUCUUUCAGGAUCUUAUGCAAAAAGCAGCGACUUAUUCUCAGGAUCAUCACUUAAAUCUUAAGCCAGCAAUGCCAAUCCCUAUUAAUCCUAAACCCUUCUUGAUCGAUCUUAUUGACAAGCCAGUCAUUGUCAAGCUUAAGUGGGGUAUGGAAUACAAAGGUAUCCUAAUUGCCUUUGAUGGAUAUAUGAAUUUACAAUUAUUCAACACUGAAGAGUGGAUCGACGGAGAGUGCAGAGGUAACAUUGGAGAAUCUUUGAUAAGAUGCAAUAAUGUACUAUAUGUCAGAGAUGCAGAUGGUGUAAAAGAAGUAUGA